Molecule: messenger RNA, 2221 nt
Organism: Aspergillus calidoustus
Lineage: Eukaryota; Fungi; Ascomycota; Eurotiomycetes; Eurotiales; Aspergillaceae
Source: the annotation of a GenBank genome assembly
AUAUCUCAUGAUGUCUCCCUUCUCGCACGGCCUUCAUGCUGCUAGUUUCUAUCUACUUACUCAAGAGCAACAGAAUAUGACCACGAUACGAUUAUAAAUUCGCUUAGUAUAUAAAGAUGAUCACAGAGGGGCUCACCUUUUUAUGGAAGGGACUGAGAGUUCUUUAUCGCCUGUGCAGGUAAUCGCAUCCCAACUUGGACAGCAUCAUGUCAAGCGGUUUGCAGCAACAGCCCUCUCUCUCUGGCCAGUCUGAGAAGAAGCCUGAUCAGAAUGGGGACCCUGGUCUUGAUGAUGAUGGUGCCAUUACGUUCAACCCCGGUGUCCCAUUUUACAUGGCUUUUUCUUCCCUCGUGGUACUUGCAAUGAUGGUAUCGCUUGAUGGCACCUCUGUUUCAGUAGCGCUUCCGUUGAUUGCCGAAAGCCUCCGUGGAAGCGCAAUUGAAGCGUUCUGGACGGGAACCAGCUUCCUCCUCAGCUCUGCCGUCUUCCAGCCUCCCUUGGCCGCUCUGUCCCAUAUUUUCGGUCGAAUGCCAGUCUUGACCGUAUGCAUCAUCUUUUUCCUUGUUGGCGUCAUUGUCUCCAGUGUCGCAAGCACCUUCGCCCCGAUGCUCGUCGGCCGCACUGUUCAGGGAGUCGGCGGCGGUGGCAUUAUCCUCAUGAGUGAUAUUAUCAUUACCGAUCUUGUACCGAUGCGUCUUCGCGGGACAUACUUUGGAAUUAUUGGUGGUGUUUGGGCGCUGGGCUCUGUCACUGGGCCUGUUAUCGGUGGAGCACUUGCAUCUCAGGCUUCGUGGCGGUGGAUCUUUUGGAUCCUUAUUCCUUUUGCGGCAACAUCCUUGGUUAUUGUACCCUUGUUCAUGAAACUCAACCUAGUCAAGGGCACCAUUGCUGAGAAGCUCCGCCGCAUUGACUGGCUAGGGACUGUAUGGUUCAUUGCCGCCACCACCAGCUUUCUGAUUCCCGUUAGCUGGGGAGGAGUACAGUACCCCUGGGACUCUUGGCGCACCCUAGUACCGUUGAUUGUUGGGGUUGUGGGAUUCGCAGGCUUCAUUGUCUACGAGAACUAUGUGCCACCGGAACCGACAUUCCGCUUGCAUCUCCUGCGCAGCUACAAUAUGGCCUAUUCUCUAUAUGCGACGCUGAUCAACGCAAUGAUUGUUUAUGGUCUGAUAUACUUCCUACCCUUGUACUUUGAAGCUACCAAAGGAUACAAUCCUAUUAUCACCGGAGUCGCCUUGUUUCCUGCUACGUUGACCGUGGCUCCCGCCUCUAUUAUUUCCGGUGCUAUUAUCACCAAAACCGGGGAUUUCAAAAUCAUUACCUGCAUUGCCUGGAUAAUUACAACAUUGGGCCUGGGGGUGAUGAUCCUCCUGGAUGUGGACACCACGAUCCCCCAGUGGAUCUUCCUCACACUGUGUACAGGCAUCGGUCUCGGAAUCCUAUAUACUUCCUUGGCCUUUGUCAACCAAGCGGCGUCCGACGACACGAGUAUGGCAUUUGCAGUUAGCUUCUUCAUCUUUGCCCGGCUGAUCGGUCAAUGUAUUGGCGUUGCCAUUUGCGGCGUCAUCUUCCAGAACCAGAUGAGGGCAAACUUGCUCGCUAUCCCCUCCCUGGCCGACCAGGCUGACGAGUACUCCCGGGAUGCCUCUAGGCUAGUGACCGAGCUAAGAGAGAUGGGCGAUCCCGUGAAAAAGGCGCACCUGAUCUCUGCUUAUGCCGGGUCCCUGCAGAUUGCAUGGGCGGUCAUGUGUGCUCUCAGCGGCUCAGCCAUGAUUGGUAGCUUCUUCGUCCGCAAAAUCAGUUUGGAUAGGGCAUUGAAGACUGAGCAGGGACUGCGCGAGAAGAAGGAACCAACUGCUGACAGACUAGGUACAUCUAGCCCGUAAGGAUUCUGUACCACAAAGACCAUUUGUCUUGACAUUUUGUUGAAGCUUCUCGAUUUUUUUCAUGUUUUAUCACUGGCAUAAAGGGGAUUUGUAGGAAUACAGGUCUCUCACAGGCAGUCUGCGGUCUGGAAAGAAUUUGAUGUGCACCUUAGUGAUUUCUUCAAUUCUACCUAUUAUUGGAAGAAUCCUGGACAAUAGUCACAAUACACAAUACCAUUGUUCCCAGAAGAAAAGUGGAUCGAUCCAUGGUACUACUGCAGUGGGAGCCUCCGAAACUUUAAAUUAUCAGGAAUUCGAUGAGAUACUUUUCAUAGGAAAUAGGAUAUCGUACAACA